AUGAAAGAGAAAGAAAUUUCCGACAUACUUUGGUUUAAAGAAAUCUUUUCUGAUUUAACAGAAUCAUAUUAUCAAUUGGAAAUAGAUAAUAAGGAACGUCAGUUAGUAAAAAUUAAUGAAUUAAAAUCGAUUUAUCCGGAAGUGGAUUGGUUACCUUUUCUCAAUAAUCUGUUUGAUGGUUUUCUAGAAUCAAACACCGUCAUAACAGGUGACGACAAAGUCUUGUUAGAUGGAAAAACAUGUAUUAAAAGAACUUUCGAAAUUCUCAAGAAUGAUAAAGUUACUAAAAGAUUAUUGUUGAAUUACGGCGGUGCUAUUUUUGCAAUGGAAUUUCUUGAUAUUCAAGAUUUUCUUGAAGAUGAAACGUUUAAUUACCCUAAUAGUAUCCCAUUACCUAUAGAAUCUGAGUAUAAUAAUUGGGUUAUAUGUAAAGCCUAUCUAGGAGAAACAACUGGUCCAGUUUUCAAUUAUUUAUAUGGAAGAUAUAAAUAUAAGAACACUGCUAGCAAAGAAAUGUUCGAUUAUAUAGUAAAAGUUAAGAAAGAACUGGUCGAUCAAUCGACAUGGUUAGAUGAACCAACCAGAAAAGCAAUUCAAGACAAAUUGGAUCACAUGGUGACAUUCAUAGGUUUACCACCUUGGACUCAAGACGUUGAAAAGUUGGACGAAUAUUAUAAAUUAUUACCUGAAAUGGCGGACAAUUUUUACGAAAACGUCUACAAACUAAAUGAAUUUAAAGAGAAAAAAGAUGCUUCGUUUUAUGGAAAGAAAAAUGACAGGACUGAAUGGCUACCAUAUUUCAGAGUUGGAGGAGCACAUCCUAUUAUAUUUAAUUCACUUGAAUUUAAUAGUAUUGGUAAGAAAAACUUUAUUACUUUUAUGGGAAUUUUAUUCGAAUAAUAGUUGCCUUUAUUAAGAACAUUUUGUCUGUAAAACUCGACUGUAUUUGCUCUCUCUUUCCCUAUCUUUUCACGACACUACCUUCGAUCUAUGUGUUUUUCUCAUUAGGUAAUUUUGUAUCUU
This is a messenger RNA of Centruroides sculpturatus (bark scorpion), 1023 nucleotides long. Its product is annotated as endothelin-converting enzyme 1-like. Gene Ontology annotation, molecular function: metalloendopeptidase activity. The record is from RefSeq and is a predicted model, not a curated record. The transcript is spliced from 8 exons. Bases 1 to 900 code for a protein of 299 amino acids. Gene Ontology annotation, cellular component: plasma membrane. Gene Ontology annotation, biological process: protein processing. Lineage: Eukaryota; Metazoa; Arthropoda; Arachnida; Scorpiones; Buthidae.